Molecule: messenger RNA, 2468 nt
Organism: Cynocephalus volans (Philippine flying lemur)
Lineage: Eukaryota; Metazoa; Chordata; Mammalia; Dermoptera; Cynocephalidae
Gene: HGH1
Product: HGH1 homolog
Exons: 6
Coding region: 68-1246 (392 amino acids)
Source: RefSeq, a predicted model, not a curated record
CGGAGGAGGGAGCCGGGAGCCUGGGCCGGCAAGGCUGACGGUGCGGAGACGGCCGCGGGCCGUCGUCAUGCGCGAGGCCGGGGUGGGUACGGGCGCGUCGGACGGACACGGGCCGGGAGCGCCGGAGGCGGAGUUGCUGCCCUUCCUGGCGCCCGACGCGCGGGCGGACCUGCAGGCGGCGGCGGCGCGGCACGUGCUGGCGCUGACCGGCUGCGGGCCGGGCCGCGCGCUCCUGGCCCGGCAGGCAGCGCUGCUGCGGGCGCUGGCCGAGCUGGCGUCGGCCCGGGACCCGGAACCGGCCCGCGACGCCGCCCGCGCACUCGUGAACCUGGCCGCCGACCCCCGCCUGCAUCCGCCGCUGCUGGCGGCCGACCCCGAGCUGCCUGCCCGCCUGCUGGGCCGCGCGCUGGACCCACAGUGGCCUUGGGCCGAAGAGGCGGCCGCCGCGCUGGCCAACCUCAGCCGCGAGCCAGCGCCGUGUGCCGCGCUGAUGGCGGCGCUGGCGGCCGCGGAGCCGGCGGGGUCGGGCCUGGAGCGGCUGGUGAGCGCGCUGUGCACGCCCGGCUACAACGCCCGCGCGCCCCUGCAUUACUUGGGGCCGCUGCUCUCCAACCUCAGCCAGCGGCCUGCGGCGCGUGACUUCCUGCUGGACCCCAACAGGUGCGUGGUCCAGCGGCUGCUGCCCCUUACCCAAUACACAGACUCCUCGGUGCGCAGGGGAGGGGUGGUGGGGGCGCUGCGGAAUUGCUGCUUCGAGCACCGACACCACGAGUGGUUGCUUGGGCCUGAGGUGGACAUUAUCCCCUUCUUGCUACUUCCCCUGGCUGGGCCUGAGGAUUUCUCUGAGGAAGAGAUGGAACGGCUGCCCGUUGACCUGCAGUACCUGCCGCCAGACAAGCAGCGAGAGCCUGAUGCUGACAUCCGUAAGAUGCUUAUUGAAGCCAUCAUGCUGCUGACAGCCACAGCGCCUGGUCGGCAGCAAGUACGGGACCAGGGCGCCUACCUGAUCCUUCGUGAGCUGCACAGCUGGGAGCCAGAGCCUGAUGUGCGAGUGACUUGUGAGAAGCUCAUCCAGGUGCUUAUUGGGGACGAGCCAGAGCCUGGCAUGGAAAACCUGCUGGAGGUGCAGGUGCCCGAGGAUGUGGAACAGCAGCUGCAGCAGCUGGACCGCCAGGAGCAGGAGCAGUUGGAGCAAGAGCAACAGGAACUGGCGCUAGAGCUGGCGGGGCAGGGUCACACCACCUGAGGCCCUGCGGCUCAGCACCAGCUCCAGGCCCACCUUGCACACUUCCUGGACCAGUCCUGCCUGCAGCUGCCCACAGACCCUGCUGAGAAGCAGCACACAGAAGCUUACACUUAGGCCCAGUUUGUGCUGGCAGUUCCACCGUGAAUGCCCAGUAAACACUGGAGGGUUGAGGGCACCUCCCAGCCCUGAGCCCUGUUGCUACCAGCAAGAACUCAGGUUGUUCAGAGCAGCACCAUCAAGCCAGAGCUGGCCAGGCCCUGUGACUCAGCUGCCUCCACAUGAGGUGGAGAUCACAGGCGGGUGGCCAGAGGGACCCUGAGGAGCCUCUUCCCAUGCCCAGUGGUAGUGCUGGACAGAAAAACAUUGCAAGCCCUGAGGAGCUGGUUGGAGCUUUCUGAUCCUAAGGGCACUGCAGGGUCUGGGCACAGUCAACCUAGGUGCAAGCACUGCCCUCUGCUAUCAGCCCGAGGCACCGCUGCUGACCCUGCUGGAGACUGGGCCUCAAAGGGCUAACCCAGCCACACCCUGGUCCUAGGAUUCUCCUAGGCCUGCCCCCCUGGCCCAUCCUUGAGCACUCACUGGGCACUGCUUCCCUUGUGUUCUCUGCCCCUUCCUGCUUGGCCUGUGCCCAGGGUCCUGCCCUCACCCCUCAUCAGCUCCCUGUGUGCUCCUGGUUCCCAGUUCUGGGUUGAACUGGCACUCUCACCAGUCCCUUGAGCCAGGUCGCCUCCUUGGGCCUUGGCUGUUCUUCAAGACACUCAGACCCUCCUGCUCCUGGGGCCCCUUGCCUACGUCUGCAGAGAGGCUCCUGGUUGUGCCUGCAGCCUCGUGCCCUGCCCGUUGGAGCCCACUGUGGGCCCAGGAGGCUUAUCUGCUUUUUCCUGGCUCCGUGUUCACCCCCCACCACCCCCAUCCUGCAGCUGCCAUGGCAUCUCUCACCUACUGUCUUCCCUUUCCUGAGCUCUCAUCAGACCUCACUGCCACCUUCUGCGCUGGGCUCCUGGUGCUGGUCCCUCCCCUCACCAAUGGGCCCUCCCAGGCCCUACACCCUGAUGAGGGAGCUGUGUGGCUUCCCGUUCACAGUGCCCCAUGCAGAGCCCUGAAGCUGAAGGUCCCUUCCCCCUUGUGCUCCCUGCCAUGGCUGGGUGUUUCAUUGGGUGCCAGGCAUCUCCCUUCUCCGUGGUCCCCUCUAACCCACCCCCAUUAAAGCUCUGAUGCUCCA